AUUUAUGUUAUUUGACAGGUCGUUAACUGCCUUAAUUAUUACACGCUUAAAACGUUUGAUUUUGUGUUGCGAGAGCAUUUGGUUUACAGAAAGAUCCGUUCUGAGCAUUUGGUUUUACGUAAAUUUAAGUCUACGGCAGGUGACAGAAGUCGCAGAUCUUUAUACUCAAACUGACGAGAAUCACAUAUCUGAGCUCUUUUGGGGAUCGAAACCGGGACCAAUAUUCACAUAUACAGUGAAUAUAUAUCAUAGUAUAUACAGGGAGUACAUAUAUUUAUCAUCUUUCUUUGUGGGUGUAUAUUUAUGUUAAAUGGCAGCGGGAGCCGAGGUGCCUCAGCCCGUGAGAGCUAUUAUGAGCGGCAGGGACAAUGGUUUCUGCAUGAAUAACGAUAAUACUGACGGGGAUUCCAAGGACAGGUACUGUGAAAUGAUAACAGGAAAGCCACCCAGGCCUUUUGCAGCUAUUCGUCAUUGCGUUAGCACCGCCCGGCUUGCAGGGCCGUCUGAAUCUGAGUUGGAGCUUGAUGUAAAAGGUUCGCUUUCAAAGUUGUCUGCUGAAAGUGGGAAGACAUUUACUCCUGUCUUCCGCUCUGGUAGCUGGGCUGAAAUAGGGCCCAAGCGAUACAUGGAAGAUGAGCACAUCUGUAUUGAUGAUCUGGUGGAACAUCUUGGUACAGUCUCUGAAUGCCCAGAGCCAGGUGCUUUCUAUGGGGUAUUUGAUGGUCACGGGGGAGGUGAUGCAGCAAUAUUUAUUCGGAAAAAUCUUCUGAAUUUUAUUGUUGAAGAUUCUCAUUUUCCAAAUGCUGUUGGAAAGGCUAUAAGGAAUGCGUUCAUGCAGGCCGAUCAUGCUUUUGCAGAUGCCUGUUCUCUUGACAGCAGUUCUGGCACAACAGCUCUGGCAGCUCUUAUUUUUGGAAGGACUAUGAUUGUUGCUAAUGCAGGGGAUUGCCGUGCAGUGUUAGGAAAGAGGGGGGGCAAAGCAAUUGAGAUGUCAAGAGACCACAAGCCAAACUGUGACAUUGAGAGGCUACGUAUUGAAUCACUUGGAGGUUGUGUAUAUGAUGGCUACUUGAAUGGUCAACUAUCAGUUGCGAGGGCAUUAGGAGACUGGCACAUGAAAGGAACAAAAGGCUCCAGCUGUCCUCUCAGUGCAGAACCUGAGUUGCGAGAGAUUGUACUUUCAGAAGAAGACGAAUUUCUAAUAAUUGGUUGUGAUGGUCUAUGGGAUGUUAUGACCAGUCAGUGUGCUGUCACUAUUGUUCGAAGAGAGCUCAUAAUGCACAAUGAUCCAGAGCGAUGUUCAAAGGAACUGGUUCGAGAAGCCCUUAAAAGGAAUACUUGUGACAAUCUGACAGUAGUUGUUGUCUGCUUCUCAGCUGAUCCUCCACCACGUAUAGAGCAUCCUAAAUCAAAAGUCAGGAGGAGUAUUUCUGCUGAAGGUUUAAAUAAUCUGAGAGGUUAUUUUGAUUGACCAUCAAGGAAUUGAAUGCGGGAAGUAGUUUUACAAGUAUUGGAGCUGGUAGGUUCAGUCGAUUUGAUCAAAUCUUCAUUACUUGAAACGAGACAUCAAUGAGAGCAGACAAUUUAUCCCGCAAACCUCUUGUUUCUUUAUUAAGAAAGUUAUUUCCAUAAUUUAAAAGCUUAAUAUUUGCCAUAGAGGUGGACAUGUAUCCUAGAUUUGCAGACCUUAGUUUAUGUAAGCCAACAAAAGAAGAUAGCAUCCAGGCUUCUAGAAUUGAUUUGGAUGUAUUGUCAGAAGGGUUGUGAAGUAAACAAGACAAUGAAAGAAAGAGCAACUCGUUUGCUCAGAUACUGGCCAGCCUCAGAAAUAUUGCUGAUCUUUGCAAAUGUGGCAUGGAACGGUAGUCAUCGUUUUCGUGCUAAAAGUUGGCUUCUUAAACAUUGGCUGCCAGAAAAUGUGGAAAUAUUUAUGACCAAUUCUUGGUGUAGAAAAUGGGGUUGCCAACAUGUUUGAUUGAAUAUUGAUUCGCAGCAAUGCAGUUGCACUAUUGUGCAGCUAUUAAAUAGCUUGUUGCAGCCGAGUUAGGAUCAUCGCAUUUUUCAGGACUUUUUGUUGCCACUGAGUUAGGAUCAUCUCAUUUUUCGGGAGGAUAGCAAACCUUCUAUGUAAUAUUUCAUUUUUUGCAGGGGGGGUGGUUGUCCAUUGCCUUUGUCUAUUCAUUGCACCUAAUUGGUAGGAAAUUGAUAUUUUACAACAAAGGCAAUAAGAAAAUUGGCAAAGUCCAGAAAUGUCUGGCAAUCUUGUAAAUCUGUUCUUGGUUUCCUUGUAAAUUUCAAAAGAAUCUGAAAUCUUUCUGACAAUGUAACUUCCAGAGUGUACACAAUUUUUGAUUAACCCAUGUAAGUUGGCUUCA
Messenger RNA from Cryptomeria japonica (Japanese cedar), 2375 nucleotides. Its product is annotated as probable protein phosphatase 2C 47. Gene Ontology annotation, molecular function: cation binding; protein serine/threonine phosphatase activity. Bases 311 to 1471 code for a protein of 386 amino acids. The transcript is spliced from 4 exons. Gene Ontology annotation, biological process: protein dephosphorylation. Lineage: Eukaryota; Viridiplantae; Streptophyta; Pinopsida; Cupressales; Cupressaceae. The record is from RefSeq and is a predicted model, not a curated record.